Molecule: messenger RNA, 889 nt
Organism: Prorocentrum cordatum
Lineage: Eukaryota; Dinophyceae; Prorocentrales; Prorocentraceae
Source: the annotation of a GenBank genome assembly
AUGUACGAGGACUGGCCCGUGGUGCUGGACGGCCGCGCGAGGCGGCACGGCUGCUCGGGGGCGCUGCCGCGCCCUCUCUCUCUGGGGCUGCAGGAGGCGGCCGAGGCGCCCGCCUGGUGCCGGGCGUGGAUGCGUGGGCACGCCUCGGCCAUGAGCGGUGGAGCCGCAGGCGGCGUCUUCCAGUACCUCUGCUCUGUUCUCGGCAGCCCUGGGCCCUGGAUUGCUGCCCUGGCCAGCUUUGAACUGUAUGCCAUGCACAGCAUCCGGCGACCGUUCUCUGCGGCCCACCUCGAGGACUCCUGCGGGGCCACGGCGGAGGCCGUCGCCACCUUGGAAGAGGAAGGCGUCGGGGCCGGGACGGGAGCGCCCUUGUCGACGCCGGUGGAAGCGCGUGCGGUCCUGCGCGCGCGGGCCGCGCAGGGCCGGUGGGCCCGACGAUGGGCCUUCGGCUCCGCGGGCGGCCACGCACCGAGGGGCCCGCCGCCAACGAGCAGCUUGGCCGACGCGCAGGCUGGGUCCCCUGGCAGCUCCUCCAGCUCCGCCAUCUCGCGAGCCGCCUAUAGGCGACGCGCAGUACGACAAGGACAUGAUCCUUCGCGAGCUCCUGAAGGCUCGGGUGGCCUGCCUGGGGGACCUGCGCGAGGACGCCGGGCCGCGGCGCGUGGGCUUCGCCACCGGCAACUGGGGGUGCGGGGCCUUCGGCGGCGACCCGCAGCUGAAGGCCCUGGUGCAGUGGCUGUCCGCGUCGUCCGCGGGUCGGGAGCUGGUCUACUUUCCCUUCGGCGACCGCCGCGUGGAGCGGCUCGGAGAGGUGGUGGACGCCGUGCGGGCCAGCGGCGCCCGGUGCAGGGAUCUGUACGACCUGCUGCAGGGGCACUCUCCAAACCAG